This is a messenger RNA of Pieris brassicae (large cabbage white), 900 nucleotides long. RefSeq names its product trypsin CFT-1-like. Gene Ontology annotation, molecular function: serine-type endopeptidase activity. The transcript is spliced from 4 exons. Gene Ontology annotation, biological process: proteolysis. The record is from RefSeq and is a predicted model, not a curated record. Bases 67 to 831 code for a protein of 254 amino acids. NCBI's taxonomy places the organism in Eukaryota, Metazoa, Arthropoda, Insecta, Lepidoptera, Pieridae.
UCUAAUAUAUAAAGACAGAUGUUCUCUAUUUGGUGCCAUAAGUAUUUUUGGUAAUUUAUAACAAAUAUGCGUGUUUUAAGUAUUGCCUUGACUCUCUGUUUAGCUGCUGUCUCAGCCUCGCCUCAAGGGAGAAUCGCCGGAGGAGCAGUUACUACAAUCAACGAAUACCCAUACGUUGCUUCAGCAUUAUACUCAAGAAACAAUGUUGCCUGGAUUCAGUCCUGUACUGGAGCAAUCAUAAAUAAUAGAGCUAUCCUCUCCAGUGCUUCUUGCUACGUAGGUGAUCCAUUGAGCCGUUGGAGGAUUCGUGUGGGGUCUUCCAAUGCUAACAGUGGUGGUAUUGUACACAACGUCUUUUCGAUCAUACUCAAUGCUGGCUUUAACGCAGUAACAAGAGACAACGAUAUCGCUAUCGUCCGAUCCAGUACCUUGUUCACAUUUACCCCCUCUGUUAGUUCUGCCUCGAUUGCUGGUGCUAACUACUUUGUACCUGACUACUCUCCUGUAUGGGCUCUUGGUUGGGGACGUAUUGGGCAAAAUGCUGGCCCUUCUGAGCAACUUCGUCGCGUUCAAGUCUGGACAGUAAAUGACAUCACAUGCAGAAACGCAUACCGACCUGUGGGCUUUACAGUCACCGACAACAUGAUCUGCAGUGGUUGGUUAAACACCGGUGGCCGAGGACAAUGCGCGGGAGACAAUGGUGGUCCCUUGAUUUAUAACAAUAUCCUGGUGGGAGUCUACACAUGGGGACAAGAAUGCGGAAGCAGUAGGUACCCCGAUGUCAACAUUAAAGUAUCACGUUAUACACAAUGGAUUAGAAACAAUGCUUAAUUUUAUUAAAAUGAAAAUUAAGACGUAUACAAAUACUUUUAUUGAAUAAAAUAUAUAUUAUAAAUUGUA